GUAGACCAUACUCGACAUCUGUUCGGCUUUGGGACUGCGGCUCGAAGCGACUUCAUUGCCAACACGGAUUAUCAACAGUAUCGGGACAUUUUGUACAACUUGUUCAACUCGGUAACAGUAGCCGACUAUGAUUGGGUCCGCGAUCAAGGCACUGCGAGUAACCCAGACUUUUCCAGGGCUGCUGCCGCCACAGAUGAGCUUCUUAAACAUGGUGUGAAGGUGCGUGGUGAGUCAUUUUUCUCAGCUCGUACAACUGCGCAGCCUACCUGGGUUUCAACUUUAAAUUCUCAACCACUGAGGAAUGCCGUUACUGAACGCAUUAACUACGUGACUGGUAUCACCAAAGGAAAAGUCUCUCAGUGGGUAGUCAAUAACCAACUACUGCAUGGCAGAUUUUACGAGGACAGAACAGGAGAACCAAAGUUUACACAACAAUUAUUCAAGGCCAUUCGUAUCGCUGAUCCCUUUCCUGAGUUGCUGCUGAAUGAUUUUGAUGUCGUUGUUGGAGGGAAUCACAAUUUGGGGUAUGUUGAUCAGAUCAAUGAUUUCAAAAGUGCCAGUGUUGGACUUAAAGGUGUGGGCAUUCAAAGCCAAUUUCCAGACUUCACCAAACCAGACAUAACCCUUGUGAAGGCCCGUCUAGAAACCCUAGCAGCGGCAGGACUUCCCCUGUGGAUAACUCAGUUAAGUGUAGGAUCUAGUGAUGAACACCAGAAGGCAGACUGGUACGAGGAUGCACUGAGACUCUACUUCAGUCACCCCUCUGUAGAAGGAAUCUCAUUUCUGGGUUUCUGGGACCACGAAGUCAACGGAAACAAUGCUCUUCUUCAUGGCUACACAUACAAGCUCGACGAGGCUGGCAAGCGAUUCCAGCGGUUGAUCAAACAGGAUUGGAGCACUCAUGUGAAACAAUCUCUGACGUCAGGCACUUCGUUCACAGUGAGAGGUUUUCGUGGAGACUACGCUGUGGUUGUGUACUACAAGGGCAAGCCGGUACAGCGAUCUACAUUCACUCUGGAGAAGGCUGACAAGACGGUCGCAAUAGUUGUGAACUCAACCACAGAAAUACAGCUACCACCUGUUUUUGAUCCAUUUGCACCACCUCAAAACGUUGCAUUUGCUACAUCCAGUGCGAACCUUCAGACAAUAGGUCAAGCAACGUCCACGUCACAGUCUCAACAACUCCAGUGUGUGUCCCGACGAUCACCUGUGUCUGCAAUAGGAGAUGAAAGGACAGCCUCAAUCAGUUGCAACACUGGAGAGGUUCUUGCAGGGUGCUCCAGCUUUGCCACUAACAAUGACUGGCGUCGAGAUGGUGAACAAGUGACUUUUGUGAAUGGGAAGGCUGUUUGUACAGCAUUCAACGGAUAUUAUUCUUCUGCAGGUGUUCAAGCCGAGGCACGAUGCUGCAGUCUCAGAACUCUUCAGUGCCGAUACAGAACUGCCGGCCCAUCGGGUAAAGGAGAAGGAGAUGAGGUCAUCAUUCCCUGCGAAAAUAAUGAAUAUCCACUUGGCUGUGGUACAUGGACGUAUGACGCCGAAUCCGCUGGUACAAUUUUCACAAGUGUCUUCUGUGUAGGACAAAAUGACGAUCCGAAUGUUGGUGUCUAUGGCUAUGCUUCCUGCUGCCAGGCCACUCCAUCCCUUCACUGUGUCACAAUGUAUUCAGAAUUCAGUGGUCCAAAUGUUGGAGACAGAGCCGUGCUGACUUGUCCCUCUGGCUAUUCGUUUACACUGACUGGGUGUAACUAUCACGCACCGAAUGGGAGAGGUGCAGGGGCGUUUAUUCAAGCAAUCAAUGGAGUAGACUCCUGUGUGGCUAUCAAUGGAUACCAGAGAUAUGCUGGCGAGAACGGCGUCCAGUCUGUUGCUGCUUGUUGUCGAGUUGCUGUGUAA
This is a messenger RNA of Candidula unifasciata, 1896 nucleotides long. The record is from the annotation of a GenBank genome assembly. Lineage: Eukaryota; Metazoa; Mollusca; Gastropoda; Stylommatophora; Geomitridae.